Messenger RNA from Triplophysa rosa, 6875 nucleotides. It is a transcript of the gene sdk2a, whose product is annotated as sidekick cell adhesion molecule 2a. Gene Ontology annotation, molecular function: protein binding. NCBI's taxonomy places the organism in Eukaryota, Metazoa, Chordata, Actinopteri, Cypriniformes, Nemacheilidae. The record is from RefSeq and is a predicted model, not a curated record. The transcript is spliced from 45 exons. The coding region runs from base 503 to 6307 and encodes 1934 amino acids.
GGACGCUACAUUUUGGGGGGAUCCACAGAGCAUACCAGACGGAAUAUUUCCUCUUUACUACUUUAAACAUCACUUUUCUCCCGCAGUGGAUUUACAGUGUCGCUUUCAGAGCACGGCGGCACCGUAGCGCAUCUUCAGGAGAUGCCUCAUCACGCGCGGAGAUGCAGGGAAAUCUAUUCAUUCAGGCGCUUUCAACGCCAGUGACUGAAUUCAUCCGAGUUUGAAAAAGGAUUUUAAGAUUAAAACCUAUAUAUUUAUUCUUGCUUAAAGCCUUACGUUCUGGUUCCAGCAAACAAAACUGUAAUAAAUAAAAUAAGGAUUGAAAUAUUUGUCUUUUAAAACGUGCUCUUUGCACAGUUUUCAAAGUUUGACAGCAGCCUGUAUAGCAAUAAAUCGUUUUUCUUAGCGAUCGGACUGUUUAAUAGACUCCUCCUCAGUAAACGCAGGGUUCAGACUCACCGGAGCGGCGCGCUCAGUGUCUCGCAUCGCUCUUCGGCGCAACAUGUAUCCGGCUCGGCGCGCUGCGGGUUCAGAGACGCGUCGGAGCGUCAUGUCUAGGCGUGCGGUAACACUGAAGUGGAGUGCCGGUUGGAUUUUGAUGUUCGCUGUCUUCACAAAUACUUGCGCGCAAGAUGAUGUUCCACCCUACUUCAAGAUGGAGCCAGUGGCAACCCAAGUCCACCUGGAAGGGAACCGGUUGGUUCUCACCUGCAUGGCUGAGGGCAGUUGGCCCCUGGAGUUCAAAUGGCUUUACAACGGCACCGAGCUGACACGUUUCUCCUUAGAGUACAGGUAUGUGAUCCCGUCGCUGGACCGCUCCCAUGCGGGCUUCUACCGGUGUAUCGUGAGGAAUCGGGUGGGGGCUUUGAUGCAGAGAAGUACACAUGUCCAGGUCGCCUACAUGGAAGGCUUUGUGGAUGGAGAACGAUCUCAGGUGGUGUCCCAGGGGGAGGCGGCAUUGAUCUUUCCCCCACAGAUCCACAGCUUUCCCCGGCCCGGGAUCACAUGGUUCAGAGACGGCCGCAAGAUCCCCCCCAGCAGUCGCAUAGCUCUCACUCUGGACAACACGCUGGUCAUUCUCUCUGCGGUUGCCCCUGAUGCGGGCCGUUACUACGCUCAGGCCGUCAAUGACAAGAACGGGGAGAACAAGACCAGUCAGCCCAUCGUCCUCACCGUGGAAAAUGUGGGUGGUCCAGCAGACCCAAUCGCUCCCACGAUCAUAAUCCCGCCGAAGAACACCAGCGUGAUGGUGGGCACGUUUGAGGUCACGCUGGAAUGUGUGGCCAAUGCGAGGCCUCUCAUUAAACUCGGUAUUACAUGGCGGAAAAAUGGCGUGCUGGUAAACCGAGGCCUGAGGGACUAUGGCCGUCGCCUGACAAUCAGCGGUCCAUUGGUCAGUGACAGCGGAUACUACGAAUGUGAAGCUUCUCUCCGAAGCAGCAGCGCCCCCUCUGUCACCGCUGGGGCAUAUCUGCACGUGCUGGAACAUCCUCAGUUUGUAAAGGAACCCGACAGACACAUAACGGCUGAGAUGGAAAAGGUGGUAGACAUCCCAUGCCAAGCCCGCGGUGUUCCUCAGCCAGAUAUGGUGUGGUAUAAGGACGCUGUACCCAUAAGCCCCGUGAAGACACCUCGGUACAAGGUCCUGGUGGGCGGCAGCCUGCAGAUAAACGGACUGCUCCCCGACGAUACCGGAAUGUUCCAGUGUUUCGCGCGCAACUUAGCGGGAGAGAUCCAGACGAACACGUACCUCGCUGUCACCAGUAUCGCACCGAACAUCACGGCCGGCCCAUCUGACAGCGCUGUGAUUGAUGGCAUGUCCAUCAUUUUACACUGUGAGACUUCAGGGGCCCCACGACCUGCAAUCACAUGGCAGAAAGCUGAUCGGGUUCUGGCUAGCGGCUCUGUCCAGCUGCCACGUUUCACUUUGUUGGAGUCGGGCAGCCUCCUGAUCAGACCAUCGCACCUGUCUGAUGCCGGAACCUACACCUGCAUGGCCAGUAACUCACGAGGGAUUGACGAGGCUUCGGCUGAUCUGGUGGUGUGGGCUCGGACCCGAAUCACCAAUCCACCUCAGGACCAGAGCGUGAUCAAGGGCACCAAAGCGGCCAUGACCUGUGGGGUGACCCAUGACCCCAGCGUCGCAGUCAAGCACGUCUGGGAGAAAGGAGGAUCGGUUAUUGACGUGAAGUCAAGCCCUCGGUUGCGUCUCGAUGGGAACGGCAGCCUGCACAUCACCCAGACCUGGUCGGGGGACAUCGGGACCUACACCUGUAAGGUCACCUCUGUGGGAGGCAACGAUUCCCGCAACGCUCACCUGCGAGUCCGACAAUUGCCUCACGCUCCCGAGAACCUCAUCGCCACCCUCAGCAGCUCCGAGAGAAGAACCAUCAACCUGACGUGGGCUCAGGCCUUUGACGGGAACAGCCCGCUCAUCCGCUACAUCCUGGAAGUGUCGGAGAACAAUGCUCCCUGGACCAUCCUUAUGGCGAACAUCGAUCCGGAAGCCGCCAGCGUGAUUGUCGCGGGUCUCAUCCCCGCGCGUUCUUACCAGUUCCAUCUGUGUGCCGUCAAUGACGUGGGGAAGGGCCAGUUCAGCAGGGAAACGGCACGAGUAUCAUUACCCGAGGAGCCCCCCAGCGCCCCUCCUCAGACGGUGAUAGCCAGUGGCCGAACCAACCAGUCCAUUAUGAUCCAAUGGCAGCCGCCUCCCGAGAGCCAUCAAAACGGGCCCCUACAAGGCUACAUAAUCAGGUACUGCCUGUCUGGAUUGCCAGUGGACUGUCAGAUGAAGAAUAUCACCAACCCGGACCAAACCAAUCUACUGCUGGAGGACCUCAUCAUUUGGACCAACUAUGAGAUUGAGGUGGCGGCGUACAAUGGGGCAGGCCAGGGCGUCUACAGCCCUAAAGUCACAGAAUGGACCCUGCAGGGUGUGCCCACGGUCCCACCAGGGAAUGUUCAGGCAGAGGCUGUCAACUCCACAACAGUCCGUUUCACAUGGAGCGCCCCAAGUCCACAGUUCAUUAACGGCAUCAACCAGGGAUACAAGCUGUUGGCAUGGGAACCAGGCCACGAGGAAGAUGUUACCUUGGUUACGGUGAGACCCAAUUUUCAAGACAGCGUUCAUGUGGGUUACAUCAUCGGGCUGAAAAAGUUCACGGAGUACUUCACCUGUGUGCUGUGCUUCACCACGCCGGGAGACGGACCUCGCAGUACCCCACAGCGCAUACGCACUCAUGAAGACACUCCAGGACCUGUAGGUCACCUGAGCUUCACAGAAAUCCUGGACACAUCUCUGAAAGUGAGCUGGAAAGACCCACCUGAAAAAAACGGGAUUCUCACAGGAUAUCGCAUUUCCUGGGAGGAAUUCAACAGGACAAACACACGGGUCACGCACUACUUACCAAACUUGACGCAGGAGUACCGGGUCACGGGCCUGACCGCGCUCACUACCUACACCAUUCAGGUGGCCGGCAUGACCUCUAAAGGUCAAGGUCAACUGUCGUCAUCUACCAUUUCGUCCGGUGUGCCACCAGAGAUGCCCGGGCCUCCUACCAACAUCGCCAUUUCCAACAUCAGCCCUCGCUCGGUUACCCUGCAGUUCAAACCAGGCUACGACGGCAAAACAUCCAUCUCACGCUGGCUGGUAGAGGCUCAGGUCGGUGUUAUUGGAGAAAAUGAGGAGUGGGUUACGGCCCAUCAGUUGGCCAAUGAGCCUGAUGCACGAUCACUUGAAGUUCAGGGACUGAACCCUUACACCUACUACAGGUUCCGAAUGAGGCAGGUCAAUAUUGUAGGUACCAGUCCACCGAGCCAGCCAUCCAGAAAGAUCCAGACCCUGCAGGCGCCUCCCGAUAUCGCCCCGGCCAACAUCACUCUCCGUACGGCCAGUGAGACCAGUCUGUGGCUCAGAUGGGUGCCUUUGCCCGAGUGGGAAUACAAUGGCAAUCCAGAGCUGGUUGGAUACAGGGUACAGUAUUCUCAACUGGGAUCAAAGAGUGGCGUCAUGUCCCACAUCAUUCCUGACAGGCUGGAAAGAGAGUUUACCAUCGAGGAUCUGGAGGAGUGGACGGAGUACGAGGUCAAAGUACAGGCGUUCAACGGCAUUGGCCCGGGACCCUGGAGUCAACCAGUUCAUGGCAGAACCAGAGAGUCCGUCCCAUCCAGUGGCCCUGCGAAUGUUUCUGCCUUUGCCACCACGUCCAGCAGCAUCCUGGUGCGUUGGGGUGAUGUGCAGGAGACAGACCGCAAUGGACUUAUUCUGGGCUGUAAGGUGGUCUACAAGGAAAAGGAUGCAGAUGCAGCUCUGCGGUUCUGGACGGUGGAGGGAAAUGCCACCUACAGCGUUCAACUCACUGGUUUGGGAAAGUACGUCCUCUAUGAGAUCCAAGUUCUGGCCUUCACCCGCAUAGGAGAUGGCAUGCCAAGUGCUCCGCCCAUCUUUGAGCGAACGCUUGAUGACGUACCUGGACCUCCAGUUGGGAUCCUUUUCCCUGAAGUUAGGACGUCUUCUGUGAGGCUGAUCUGGCAGCCCCCUGCCCAGCCCAAUGGCAUCAUCCUUGCGUAUCAGAUUGCUUACAGGAAAAACUCCUCUAGCAUUACCUCUGCCACCGUCGAUGUGCUCAACCCCAGCGCGCGACAGUACACAGCCAACGGACUGAAACCAGAGAGCGUUUAUGUGUUUCGACUCACGGCCCAGACUCGAAAAGGCUGGGGGGAGGCGGCCGAGGCUCUAGUGGUCACUACAGAGAAGAGGGCUCGCCCACAGCCCACGAGUCUUCCCGUUGUACCUCAGGAAGAAGUGCAGGCUCGCAGUGUGCUGUUGUCAUGGGAACCGGGUAGCGACGGUCUGUCACCCAUCCGAUAUUACACCAUCCAGUACAGAGAGCUGCCGCAAAGCAACUGGACCGUUCAUUCGGCGUCAGUCAGCCAUGAGGUCACCUCCUAUGUCAUCGACAAGCUCAACCCUUUCACUUCCUACCAGUUCAGAGUGAAGGCCACUAAUGAUAUUGGGGACAGCGAGUACAGUGUGGAGAGCGAAGCAAUCACCACUCUGCAGGACGCACCCGACAAAGCCCCCACAAUCCUCUCUGUGACGCCGCACACCACCACGUCUGUCCUGGUCCGCUGGAAGCCGCCCCCCGAGGAGGAGAUCAAUGGCAUUUUGCUUGGUUUUCGAGUUCGCUACAGAGAACUGCGCUACGACCGCCUACGUAGUUUCAGCGUGCGUACCGUCAACAGCCCAUCUGCCAACUGGGCUGAGCUCACAGCUCCCUACAGUGUGAGGAACCUGACCGAAUCCUCACUUACCCAAUACGAGCUGGACAAUCUGAAUAAGCACAAGCGUUACGAGAUCAGACUGAGCGUGUAUAACGCGGUGGGAGAGGGACCCGUCAGCUCGCCGCAGGAAGUGUUUGUGGGAGAGGCCGUGCCCACCGCCCCGCCUCAGAAUGUGGCUAUCCAGUCCUCAACGGCGACCCAGCUUGAUGUCACGUGGGACCCUCCACCCGUAGAGGCCCAGAAUGGGGAUAUUCAAGGCUAUAAGAUUUAUUACUGGGAGUUUCAGCUUCAGAACGAGACGGAGAGAGUGCGCACUCUCUUCCUGCCCGAGCUGAGCGUGAAAUUAAAAAACCUGACCGGCUACACGACCUACAUGAUCAGUGUGGCUGCCUUCAACGCAGCAGGCGACAGCCCACGCUCACUGCCCACCAGAGGGCGCACUCAACAAGCAGCUCCCAGUGCUCCCAGUUUCAUUCACUUCAGUGAGCUCACCACUACCUCUGUCAACAUGUCCUGGGGUGAGCCCAAACAGCCCAAUGGCAUCGUGGAGGGCUACCGUGUGGUCUACGAACCCUGCACUCCAGUGGAUGACUCCUCUCCUCACACUUCAGGUGUCAGUAAGAUUGUCACAGUGGAUGUGAAAGGCAGCACCCCAUUGUGGAUGAAAAUCAAGGAUCUGGCAGAUGGAGUGACCUACACCUUCCGCAUCCGCGCCAAAACCCUUACCUACGGUCCUGAGAUCGAAGCCAACAUCACUACCGGCCCUGGAGAAGGUGCUCCAGGGCCUCCAGGUGAGCCGUUCAUCUCUCGUUACGGUUCGGCUCUCACCCUCCACUGGUCCAACGGCGACCCCGGACGAGCCCCCAUCACACGCUACGUCAUAGAGGCCAGACCAUCUGACGAAGGAUUGUGGGAUAUCCUCAUCAAAGACAUUCCUAAAGAAGUGACGUCAUACACUCUAAACCUGGAUAUGCUCCGAGAAGGAGUCACUUAUGACUUCCGUGUUAUUGCGGUGAAUGAUUAAGGCUAUGGUUCACCGAGUGCUCCAUCUCCAUCAAUAUCAGCACAAAAGGUCUCUCCCUUUUACGAGGAAUGGUGGUUUCUGGUGGUGAUCGCUCUCGUCGGCCUCAUCUUCAUCCUCCUGCUCGUGUUCAUCCUCAUCAUACGCGGGCAAAGUAAAAAGUACACCAAGAAAACAGACUCAGGCGCCCACUCCAAUUGCACAUCUCUGCCCCUCUCUCACGGCGAGAUGGUUCGGCUGGAUGAAGGACGUUUUCCCGCCCUGGAGCUCAACAACCGCCGACUUUCUGUGAAAAAUUCUUUCUGUCGUAAAAACGGAAUCUACACCCGAUCUCCUCCUCGGCCCAGUCCCGGCAGUCUGCACUACUCCGAUGAAGACGUCAGUGUUAAAUACAAUGAUCUGGUCCCUGCCGAGAGCAGCAGUCUGACCGAAAAGCCAUCUGAAGUGUCUGACUCACAGGGCAGCGACAGCGAAUACGAGUUGGACCCAAACAGGCAGAAGACCCACUCUUUCGUCAACCACUACAUCAGUGAUCCCACCUACUAUAAUUCCUGGCGGCGACAACAGAAGG